This is a messenger RNA of Stegastes partitus (bicolor damselfish), 2266 nucleotides long. RefSeq names its product tripartite motif containing 9 (gene trim9). Gene Ontology annotation, molecular function: zinc ion binding; protein binding. The transcript is spliced from 10 exons. The record is from RefSeq and is a predicted model, not a curated record. Gene Ontology annotation, cellular component: cytoplasm. Lineage: Eukaryota; Metazoa; Chordata; Actinopteri; Pomacentridae. The coding region runs from base 64 to 2217 and encodes 717 amino acids.
GCUCAGUUAGCUCUGCUGUAACUUCUCCACAGAGGAAUCUCCCACCUCGCAGCAGCAGCAGUCAUGGAUGAAAUGGAGGAAGAGUUAAAAUGCCCCGUUUGCGGCUCGUUUUACCGGGAGCCCAUCAUCCUGCCGUGCUCCCACAACAUUUGCUUGGCUUGCGCUCGGAAUAUUCUCGUGCAGACCCCCGACGCCGAGUCUCCGCAGAGCAGCCGAGCCUCCGGAUCCGGCGUGUCCGACUAUGAUUACCUGGAUUUGGAUAAAAUGAGUUUGUACAGCGAGGCGGACAGUGGCUACGGCUCCUACGGGGGCUUCGUCAGCGCUCCGACCACCCCUUGCCAAAAAUCGCCAAACGGUGUCCGGGUUUUCCCUCCGACUGUCCCUCAGCCUCCAGCCCAGCAGCAGCACCUUCUCCCGCAGCCCGGCUCCUUACCUCCGAUCCCCCGCAACUCCUGCAUCACCUGCCCUCAGUGUCACCGCAGCCUGAUCCUGGACGACCGGGGGCUCCGCGGAUUCCCCAAGAACCGGGUGCUGGAGGGGGUGGUGGACCGGUAUCAGCAGAGCAAGGCGGCCGCUCUCAAGUGUCAGCUGUGCGAGAAGAGCCCGAAGGAGGCCACGGUCAUGUGCGAGCAGUGCGACGUCUUCUACUGCGAUCCGUGCCGCCUGCGCUGCCACCCUCCCCGCGGUCCCCUCGCCAAGCAUCGCCUGGUGCCGCCGGCGCAGGGGCGGAUAAGCCGCCGCGCCAGUCCGCGCAAAAUCUCCACUUGCACAGAGCACGAACUGGAGAAUCUCAGCAUGUACUGUGUGCAGUGUAAGAUGCCGGUGUGCUAUCAGUGUUUGGAGGAAGGAAAACACGGAACACACGAGGUCAAAGCUUUGGGCGCAAUGUGGAAACUGCACAAGGGUCAGCUGUCUCAGGCUCUCAACGGCCUCUCGGACCGAGCCACCGAGGCCAAGGAGUUCCUGGUGCAGCUCAGAAACAUGGUGCAGCACAUCCAGGAGAACGGCGUGGAGUUCGAGGCCUGUCUGGUGGCUCAGUGCGACGCCCUCAUCGACGCCUUGAACCGACGCAAAGCCCAGCUGCUGGCUCGCGUAAACAAAGAGCACGAACACAAGCUGAAGGUUGUGCGGGAUCAGAUCUCCCACUGUACGGUGAAGCUGCGUCAGACCACAGGACUGAUGGAGUACUGUUUGGAGGUCAUCAAGGAAAAUGACCCCAGUGGUUUCCUGCAGAUCUCCGAUGCUUUGAUCCGGAGGGUCCACAUGACGGAAAGCCAGUGGGGGAAGGGAACGCUCACCCCGAGGAUGACCAGUGACUUUGACCUCACUCUGGACAGCGGACCACUCCUGCAGACCAUCCACCAGCUGGACUUUGUACAGAUGAAAGUCCCAGCUGCUCCGAUGCUCCAGCUGGAGGAAUGCUGCACUCAGAACAACAGCGCCACGUUGUCAUGGAAACAGCCGCCGCUCUCCACCAUCGCCGUGGACGGGUACAUCCUGGAGCUGGACGACGGGAACGGGGGUCCGUUCAGGGAAGUGUACGUGGGGACGGAGACCAUCUGCACGGUGGACGGACUCCACUUCCACAGCACGUACAAGUCCAGAGUGAAGGCCUUCAACGCCAGCGGAGUGGGCCAGUACAGCAAGACUCUGAUCAUGCAGACCUCUGAGAUUGCUUGGUUCACCUUCGACACGGCCUCCGCUCACCCCGACAUCAUCUUCUCCAACGACAACCUGACGGUGACGUGCAACAGCUAUGACGACCGGGUGGUCAUGGGAAACUCCGCCUUCUCCCGCGGCGUCCAUUACUGGGAAAUGACCGUCGAUCGCUAUGACAACCAUCCCGACCCGGCGUUUGGCAUCGCUCGGGCCGACGUGUUGAAGGACGUGAUGCUGGGGAAGGACGACAAGGCCUGGGCCAUGUACGUGGACAACAACCGCUCCUGGUUCAUGCACAACAACUCGCACACCAACAGGACGGACGGAGGCAUCGCUAAAGGAGCUACGAUUGGAGUCCUGCUGGACUUCACACGUGGGAUCGUCAUCUUCCUGGUCAACGAUGAGCAGCAGGGUCCGGUGGCGUUCGAAGGCCUGGAAGGAGCCUACUACCCCGCCAUCAGCCUCAACCGAAACGUCCAGGUGACGCUGCACACCGGCCUACCCAUCCCUGACUUCUACACCCCCGGGGAGGCAGAUCCGACCGGCUCCGUGUGCUAAAGACUCACCAGCACCUGCUUUAGGAAAACCUCUCCAGGAUUUCCCAGAG